Penaeus monodon (black tiger shrimp) is the source of this 688-nucleotide messenger RNA. RefSeq lists its product as uncharacterized. The record is from RefSeq and is a predicted model, not a curated record. NCBI's taxonomy places the organism in Eukaryota, Metazoa, Arthropoda, Malacostraca, Decapoda, Penaeidae. The transcript is spliced from 3 exons. Bases 1 to 570 code for a protein of 189 amino acids.
AUGGCGACGAGGCGGAAUGCGUUUGUUCUCUUGGCGGCUACCGUUUGCGCUUCCGAAGUUGAGAAGCGAGAGGCGGAGCCCAGCUAUGGCUAUCGUUCUAGAUACACAAUCCCAUCUUACAGUCCCUCUUAUCGCCAUGGUCAUGUAAGGCAUUUCGGCGUUCCUGCCAGCUAUACACACUCCGUUCGUAGCUACCAUAAGAGGUCUGCCGAUUCUGAGCCUUCUGUUGUUUACUCUUCCGCAACUUACACCCCAGUUGCACCCGUCUACGCUCCUUACAGCGUUCACGGGUACCACAAGAGGUCUGCUGAAGCUGAUGCUUCUCAUGGAAUCUCUCAUGGAAUCUACAGCCAUACUCCCAUUACUUACGGAGGCCACUCCAACCAUGGGCUCUACAAGAGGUCCGCGGACCCUGAAGCUGAGGCUUCCACUGGUUAUUAUUCUACACCUGUGUAUGGUUCAGCUGUGUCCUACGGCCAUCAUAUCUACAGGAGGUCUGCACACCCAUCCACUUCAUACGCUCCCGUGCACUACAGACCUGUUUCUCUUUAUCAAACCCGAUACUACUAAGCAUGGGAAGGACUGAACGAUUUAGCCGAUAUGGAGCCAUUGUUUGUUCAAUAAAGAUAAAAAUGUCAUCGAUUUCUGUAUCUGAAAUUCCUAUAAGUUUACGCAGCUAAUAGUUAUA